This is a messenger RNA of Elgaria multicarinata webbii, 1024 nucleotides long. It is a transcript of the gene AK1, whose product is annotated as adenylate kinase 1. The transcript is spliced from 7 exons. Bases 131 to 718 code for a protein of 195 amino acids. Gene Ontology annotation, biological process: nucleoside triphosphate biosynthetic process; ATP metabolic process. Lineage: Eukaryota; Metazoa; Chordata; Lepidosauria; Squamata; Anguidae. Gene Ontology annotation, molecular function: ATP binding; nucleoside diphosphate kinase activity; AMP kinase activity. The record is from RefSeq and is a predicted model, not a curated record. Gene Ontology annotation, cellular component: cytoplasm.
UAGCCCGGCGAAGCCAUGCAGGGCAGCCUGUUGGCUUGGAAGAACACCCUCUGCUCCUCCAGCCCCCCUUUCCCCCCCUCCAUUCCAGCACCCAGAGCUUGAAGCUCUUCUUACCCCGGUCCUUUUCAGCAUGGCAGCAGAAAAAUUGAAAAACCACAAAAUCAUCUUCGUCGUCGGCGGGCCAGGCUCGGGGAAGGGGACCCAGUGCGAGAGGAUCGUCCAGAAGUAUGGCUACACCCACCUGUCCACCGGGGACCUCCUGAGGGCGGAGGUCAGCUCUGGCUCAGACCGGGGGAAGAAGCUGUCCGCUAUCAUGGAGAAGGGCGAGUUAGUCCCUCUGGACACCGUCCUGGAUAUGCUGCGGGACGCCAUGUUGGCCAAGGCGGACAGCUCUAAGGGUUACUUGAUCGACGGCUACCCCCGGGAGGUGAAGCAGGGCGAGGAAUUCGAGAAGAAGAUCGCGCCCCCCACGUUGCUGCUGUACGUGGAUGCCGGAAAAGACACCAUGGUGAAGCGGCUGAUGAAACGGGGCGAGACCAGCGGGCGGGUGGACGACAAUGAAGAAACCAUCAAGAAGCGCCUGGAGACGUACUACAAGGCCACCGAACCUGUCAUCGCCUUCUACGAGAAACGGGGCAUCGUCCGUAAGCUGAACGCGGAAGGCACAGUGGACGACGUGUUCAAGCAGGUCUGCACUCAUCUGGACGCCCUGAAGUAAAUGCUGAAGGACGCCGCUCGGCUCACGGAUCCUGCCCUGUCCUCUUUCUCUUUCACUCACUCGCCCGCCUGCCUUUCCAUCCACACUGGGCCUCGGUUCCUGCCGCUUCCCCCCCUCCAAGCUCCCCCAUAAGCCAUGGCAACUCCUUUCUCCUGCCUACUUCAUCUCCGAAUUCAUCUCAGGGGCUAUGAUAACGGAAGUGGAUUUAUCCUGUUUUCGUGGACGGCGCCCCGUGGAGGAAACGUCGAGGCCGUUGUGUUUGGCUCCCGAAACCUUCUCUCCAAAGUAAAGUUGGCUUUCAAGAGU